CUUGGCAAGAGCUUCGCCUCAAACUGCCGCUCGGCGUCUCCAUCCCUCUGAAGUCCUCGAAAUACUUUUUUUCUUAUCUCAGCCUGCACGUUGCUUGUUGGUGACUAAUAACAAAUAGCAUUGUCUCUUAAUGAGACGCAAGACAAAGCUGUUUACACACGUCUGAAGGAGGAGGAAAGCAGCGGCGCGGGGGGUGUAUAUAUACACAUGUAUAAAAAGGAGAAGCGCUCUUAAAAGCAGAAUUAUUCUCUCAAGACUCCGACUGGAAUACACUCGCGCUUUUGAAAGAUUGAUCUUGCUGUGCAGAAGCAUCUUUAAUUCCAUCUUGCUGGUAUUCGACAUUCAAUUAUUGCAAGGAAUACUUAUUCGGAGGAAAGUUAUUCUAUAUAAAUAUUAAAAAUGGAAUUACACAUACUUUUCUCAAUGAUGUCUUUAUUAUAUUCUGGACUUCUUCAGACAGUGUCCAUGUCUUUAAGCCAAGAAACAUCCUCAGUCUCGAGCGCACCUUGGCGGCACAUCAGAACGAAAAGGUGCUCAUGUUCCACAUUUCUGGACAAGGAAUGCGUCUACUUCUGUCACCUUGACAUUAUUUGGAUCAACACACCGGAACGCACUGUUUCCUACGGGCUAGGAAGCGCUCCGAGAGUGAAGCGCGCUCUCAGGUCUUUUCCGAACGGACUGACGCAUGGAGACUCAAGGUGCACAUGUGCCAGUAAAGAAGACAAAACGUGCGCGACGUUCUGUCGAUCGGAAAAUCUACAGAGAUUGCAAAGCACAGACGUGAAACUACAGGCUGUCUCUGCAGAAGCCCAGGACUGCACAGGGUGGCAGUGCUUAUACAAUCUGGCAGCAAACAAGAGAAAAAUUACAAGGGGAAGAUUUGGUAAAGCAAGGGCCUUGCUUGCUAAUGUGAAGCUCAGAGCCAAGCAUCUUCUUAAAAAGAAGGAGGAGAGACGAAACCACAAGUCAAAGCUGUGGGAGAGCCUUAUGUCAGCAUCAUAGAACAGAGCCACGUGAGCAAGUUGACAAGGAAGAGUCUAAUUUUGCUUUGCUGGAAAAGCUUGUGUUGCUGGUGCAGCUCCUACAUGGACCAGAAGCACCGGAUUGUGAAUUCCCCUUGGCAGAGAACUUUGCCGUGGAUGAGUUGGGAGUCUGAAGUCCUCCAGAGUCGCUGUGAGCUGGACAAGCGAAUUUCCCCUUACUACAAAAUCACCUCUGCAUCUUUGAGAGUGUCUGCACAAAAAAGACACUGUUGCAACUGACAUGCAGAGCUACAAUGUUUUCACUGGAAGAGCCCUCAAAACAUGUGCUGUUUUAGCAAAAUGUAGAGAUUAUACGAUUCAAGAAAUACAAGCCAAAGGAGAUGAAGACUCAGUUGACAUUUCUGAUGAGAAAACAAAUCUACCUCUAUCUACAUCCCUUCAAAGGACUUGUCACAGUAGUUACCUCGGACUCUGCUUUGCAAGUCUUUCCACACCCUGCAUUUAUUACUGGUAAUACGUUUGGACAUUUUACCGUCUGCUGUCUCUGUGAUAAUCUCGUGGACCACAAUGGAAUUUCACAUUCUGUGGAAAACAUCUCAAGUUCACAGUAACUGUUUACAUUGCAGUCUUCAAAGUGUUAUCAGCACAUUCCAGCUGGAAAGUUUCCAUUGUUUGCCUUUUUGCAGACUGAAAAAAGGUCUAUAUCCAAUAUGUGCCUUUCAGAAUGGCCUUCCAAUAAAACUAGACAAUUUACCAUCACCUCCCAACAUAACGGUGAUGUUUAAAUAUAUUGUAUGACUAUUUAAAAGAGCGGGUGUCCCUAGACUUUUAUCAGUAUUGAAUAUGGCCCUUAGCACUGUUUACUCAUGUUAAAUAUGCAAUCCAUACAGGCCACAUUGGUCUAUGUCUACUGUACUUAAUUUCUGUGAAAGGUUGUGAUAAAUUGCCAGUGCCAUGAAAAGGCAGACUGCUUAGGAAAUAAAUAUUUUUUACAAAACUCUGUCCUUUUUCUGGUCUUUCAGUCUGCACUUAAAACAGCAUGCAAGACUAGGCAUGUUAUGACCUUUGUGUGUGUGCCUGUUGUUGGCAAAAAUAUGUUGUUUUUCCCGUCUUUGGACUGGUCAAUAUUAGCUAUAAAAACAAUUCUGUCUUACGUCGGGCAUGAAGAGACCUCAUUGAGGCCUCAUUGAAGCUCUGGUGCUUAGCUAGGGAGCUGAAAAAGAAAUGAAAUUGCUUUCUUUGUGUAUUACAAAUUGGCAUAAUGACACAAUGCAGAAAGGAGCAGUGUUUAAGUCCCACUCUUUGCCGAUUGCUACAAAAUGCUUGAAAUAAACGAAAUUACUCACUUCUAAUGAACAGCCUGUUCUGGUCUUGUCAUAAGUGUUUUGAAAAUGUCCCCACAGCUUAAACUGAUUUAGUUUAGGUGAGAGCCUUUUAGAAAAGAAGUAAAUUCCUGACUGAAUCUGUAGCAGUUAGUCCCGAUAACUACAAGAA
This is a messenger RNA of Lepisosteus oculatus (spotted gar), 2477 nucleotides long. RefSeq names its product endothelin 1 (gene edn1). Gene Ontology annotation, biological process: regulation of vasoconstriction; regulation of systemic arterial blood pressure by endothelin; vein smooth muscle contraction. Gene Ontology annotation, molecular function: endothelin B receptor binding; endothelin A receptor binding; hormone activity. Gene Ontology annotation, cellular component: extracellular region. Lineage: Eukaryota; Metazoa; Chordata; Actinopteri; Semionotiformes; Lepisosteidae. The record is from RefSeq and is a predicted model, not a curated record.